AGGAUAGAAACCGGAAGUUAUUCAGCUGCUGCUGCUGCUAUUGCUGCUACCGACUGAACAACAAACCAGCUAGUAGAUGUUAAAAAACAGUUUGUUUAGUUCAUUAAUACGAAGGAGCCUUGCAGCAGUUGAUUAAACCGUCUGUCUGAUUUGUUGUGGUCAGAGAUGAGCGUCACUUUGGAUAUAAGACUGAAAAGAGCGAACAAAGUUUAUCAUGAAGGGGAAACUGUGGCCGGCGUCAUUGUGCUGGUGUGUAAGGAGGCGAUGCAGCAUCACGGCAUCUCUCUGAGCAUGGAGGGACUGGUGAACCUGCAGCUGAGCUCCAAGAGCGUUGGCGUCUUCGAGGCUUUCUACAACUCUGUCAAGCCCAUCCAGCUGAUCAGCUGUAACAUUGAGGUGGCCAAGGCAGGAAAGAUCCCAGGAGGCAAGACUGAGAUCCCCUUUGAGUUCCCUCUGCAGACAAAAGGCAACAAAGUGCUUUAUGAGACCUACCACGGCGUCUUUGUCAACAUUCAGUACACGCUCCGCUGUGACAUGAAACGUUCCCUGCUGGCCAAAGACCUGAGCAGGAACUGUGAGUUCAUCGUGCACUGUCAGCCGCAGAAAGCUAAAGUUGUUCCCACUCCGGUCAACUUCUCCAUCACUCCAGACACCCUGCAGAACAUCCGCGAGCGGAGUUUACUGCCAAAGUUUCUGAUCAAAGGCCAUUUAGACGCCACCAACUGUGUGAUCAGCCAGCCGCUGACUGGAGAGCUGGUGGUGGAGGCUUCUGACGUUCCAAUCAAGAGUAUUGAACUGCAGCUUGUACGAGUGGAGACAUGUGGUUGUGCUGAAGGUUACGCCAGAGAUGCCACUGAGAUCCAGAACAUCCAGAUAGCUGAAGGUGAUGUCUGCCACGGCCUCCCGAUUCCCAUCUACAUGGUUUUCCCCAGGCUGUUCACCUGCCCCACUCUAGAGACCACCAACUUCAAAGUCGAGUUUGAAGUCAACGUCGUCAUCGUGCUUCAUGAUGAUCAUCUGAUCACAGAGAACUUCCCUCUGAAGCUGUGCAGAGUCUGAACCCGGAGGUCACAUCAGCACUGAGAUAAGUUCACUGGAGGCCUGUUAGCUUUCACCUUCUCUGCAACACACAGGACUGAACAUUUACAAACCACAAACACAUCUGUGCCUGUUGACAUCUGAACUGAUUUUCCUCUGAAGCCAGAAAAAGAAUAAUGCUAAUCUACAGUGUCUCUGAUAGGAAAUGGAUUAUGUGAAUUAAAAAAGCCCUGCAGGGUUUUCCUUCAUAAAUAGAUGGAUAUAAUGAAUAUGACCAAAACUGUUUAAUAUAGUUUAUUAUUUUGUUUUAUUGUCAUAAACAUCACUUAAUGUACAUUUUGGCAUUUUACCUGUGAAGUUAUACAGUAACAAACAUUAGAGUUUACAAUGUCCCAGGUUUCAGGUUGUUUGUCAAUCAGUGAACCCAGAACCAUAAACCAUGUCAUUGAACGUUAUUAUUCAAAGUAUGUCCAAAAAAAAUGAAGACAGUAAUUUCCCUGUACUUCCAUACUAUGUUCAUAUUCUCAUUACACCCAAUAGUACUUUUAGCAACUCAUUUCAAUUUGUCAAAACAGUCCCACCUCAAGAUCCACUUACUAUACUAGCUUUUUCCAGAGCUUUCAAUCACAUCACAAAGUCUUUAUCAGCAGAUGGAGUUUGCUCAGUUCAGUCGUUAUGGAGAUUCAUCCUAACAGCUACUGACAACUGUGUAAACUCAAUCAGCUGAUAAAGAAUGUAUGAUAUGAUUGAAAGUGCCAGGGAAAAAAGUUUGUAAGUGGACCUUGAGUUAGGAUUGUUUUGUUGAAUUACUAGGAAUGACAUUUUCAAGAUUAAAGGAAUAAUUCAAAAUUUGAGGAAAAUGCUUAUUUGUUUUCUUGCCAAGAGUUAGAUGAGAAGAUCUAUAUCUAUAUCUCCGUUUAUCUGUUAAAUAUGAAGCUACAGGAGAUGUGUAGCUUAGCAUAAGAGUAAAACAAGGGGAACAGCUAGCCUGGCUCUGUCUGAAAAAAGAAAAAAAAAAACCUGCCACCUUCUCUGAAGCUUUGUAAUUAAAACUUUAUUUCCAUUAAGUGUAAAAACAACAUAUCGUGGUUUUGCAGGAGGUUGUGUGCUUGACUAUUUCUUGGCAGGGAGCAAAUAAGCGUAUUUCCCAAAAUGUUAAACUAUUCCUUUAACUUGCAACAUUUGGACAUUUACAGAAGUAAACUGUAAUUGUUGGUUUGUUUACUAGUGCAAUGAAUGAAACACAGUUGAGACACAUCUCUGAUCAGUUACUAAUUUAUGUACACAAAUGAUCAAAAUGUUAACCCCUGAUACACACUGUUCUCCAAACUGCAGAAGAAUAAUUGCUAAAGCACUUUGAUGUAAAGUUUGAGGAGCAGUAAAGCAAAUUAAAUUCUAUUCAAUAAUGA
Messenger RNA from Thunnus maccoyii (southern bluefin tuna), 2447 nucleotides. It is a transcript of the gene vps26c, whose product is annotated as VPS26 endosomal protein sorting factor C. Lineage: Eukaryota; Metazoa; Chordata; Actinopteri; Scombriformes; Scombridae. Gene Ontology annotation, biological process: intracellular protein transport. The coding region runs from base 166 to 1059 and encodes 297 amino acids. The record is from RefSeq and is a predicted model, not a curated record. Gene Ontology annotation, cellular component: endosome. The transcript is spliced from 8 exons.